This is a messenger RNA of Cuscuta campestris, 813 nucleotides long. NCBI's taxonomy places the organism in Eukaryota, Viridiplantae, Streptophyta, Magnoliopsida, Solanales, Convolvulaceae. The record is from the annotation of a GenBank genome assembly.
UCAAAGAGAGACUGUGGGUACAUGAGGUGCCGGACUUGCUGCAAGAGCCGUGGGUUCCAGUGCCCCACUCACGUCAAGAGCACUUGGAUCCCCGUUUCCAAGCGCCGCCACACCGCCGCCGCCAGACACCGCCUUUCCUCCUACCCUAUUAACCGCCACCUUCCGCCGCCCCCGCCUCCUCAAAACCCCCCCUUCUUCGGUAGUGCAGAAGAGAGUAAUUUUCCGGCGGAAGUGAGUUUUCCGGCGGUAUUUAGAUGCGUGCGGGUGAGCUCCGUCGACAGUGCCGGCGGGGAGGAUACAAAUUGUCAAUACGCGUACCAGACGGCGGUCAACAUUGCCGGCCACGUCUUCAAAGGGAUUCUCUACGAUCAAGGGCCGGAGAGCCGUUACAACACCCCCGAGGAGGGAUCCUCAGCCGCCGCCGCCCGCCUGCAGCAACUUGGUCAUCUCGUGGGUGGCGAUGCCACCGCGGCUGCCUCCAAUAACAACGUAUCUCCACCACAGCCGCCGCCGCAUCCUUCUUACCACACUCCUUUUACUACUACUAAUUUUAUGCCCACCGCCGCGCAUUUCUUCCCUUACCCAAAAUCUUAGUUCUCAAUUUUGUUAGCAAUAAUUUUUCCGUGCAUUCAAAGAGACUAGAUAUAUUUCUCCAUAAUCAUUUACAUUUUCUACGGGAGUAGUUUUUUAUAAAGGGAAUACAUUGCACACAAACGGAUGAGCUUCAUAGAAUUUUAAUGGUAGAGUGGUGAUAGUAUUUUUAUAUGUCAUAUACUUAGCAUAAUUACCUCCCAGUAAAAGCUAUCUCUUGAC